AUGGCAUGGAGACUCAUCAUCCGCGACGACAAGGCCGUAGCCGCCAAAUACAUCGCAGACUACAUCAUCCACCGCAUCAAAUCCUUCGCCCCAACCCCAUCCAAACCCUUCGUCCUCGGCCUCCCCACCGGCUCCUCGCCCGAAGGCAUCUACAAAUGCCUCGUCGCUGCGUACAAGGCCGGCGAGAUCUCGUUUAGAGAUGUCGUUACGUUCAACAUGGACGAAUACGUCUCCCUCCCCCGCGACCACCCCGAAUCCUACCACUCCUUCAUGUACACGCACUUCUUCUCGCACGUCGACAUCCCGCCCUCCUCGAUCAACAUCCUCAACGGCAACGCCGUGGACCUGGAGGAAGAAUGCAUCGCGUACGAGGAGAAGAUCCGUCGCGCGGGAGGGAUCGAGUUGUUUCUGGGAGGGAUCGGACCGGAUGGGCAUAUUGCUUUUAAUGAACCGGGGAGUAGUUUGAGGUCUAGGACGAGGGUGAAGACGCUGGCUUAUGAGACGAUUUUGGCGAAUUCGCGGUUUUUUGGCGGGGAUUUGGGGAAGGUGCCGAAGAUGGCUUUGACGGUUGGGGUGGGGACAGUUAUGGAUGCACGCGAAGUGGUCAUCAUCAUCACCGGCGCGCAUAAAGCCCUCGCCCUGCAGAAGACGAUCGAGGGCGGUGUGAAUCACAUGUGGACCCUCUCUGCUCUGCAGAUGCACUCGCACGCCAUGAUCGUUGUAGACGAGGACGCCACGUUGGAACUGCAGGUCAAAACCGUCAAGGUGCGCUCUCUCAUCCCCUCCCCUGUCUUUCCCUCCCUUUUCGCGAAAUACCCUAUGAUACUGACUAGUGAACGCGAGCAGUACUUCAAAUCCAUCGAAUCCGUCGCCCUCUCCCUCGGCUUCGGCCAAACCCUCCCGUCCGCCGAACUCACGCUGCGCAAACGCGACUCCGUGCUCGAGAAGCUCGACUCCCCGCGCUCACCCAAACAUCACAAUUUCUUGGUCCCAGCACCGGCGGAGGCGAAGAAGCCCGAGCUGGCGAGGAGUGUGACGCCUGAGUUGGUCAAUGAGGCGAUGCAUGAGCGCACCACCGCCGACACCCACUCCUCACAACCUGCCGACAAUGCCUCCAUCUUCGAACCCCUCGACACCUUCCCCCGCCGCCACAUUGGCCCCUCCGCCCGCUCCGCAGAGCAAAUGCUCUCCGCCCUCGAUCCGCCCGUCGCCAGCCUGGACGACUUCGUCAAGCAAGUCCUGCCCGCCGACAUCCUCUCUUCUACCCCUCUCAAAGUCGAAGGACCCAUUCCGGAAGCCGGGUCUGAACCGUCGAGCGAGGGAGGGUACUCGGAAUCUCAGCUCAUCGCCCGCUUAAAGGAGAUCGCGAGCGAGAAUAAAGUGUAUAAGAGUUACAUCGGCUGCGGCUACGCGGGCACACGCGUGCCGGAGGUUAUCAAACGCAAUAUUCUCGAGAACCCGGCGUGGUAUACGAGCUAUACUCCCUACCAGCCGGAAAUCUCGCAGGGAAGGCUGGAGAGUCUGCUGAAUUUCCAGACGAUGUGCUCGGAUCUCACGGGGCUGGAGAUGUCGAAUGCGAGUGUGCUGGACGAACCGACGGCGGCAGCCGAGGCGAUGACGUUGAGUAUGAAUGCGCUGCCUGCGGCACGGCAGAGAUGGGCGAAAAAGGUUUUUCUGGUGUCGCAUUUGUGCCAUCCGCAGACUAUUGCUGUGUUGGAGAGCAGAGCGCAGGGAUUUGGGAUUACGAUUGAGGUUGGGGAUGUUUUGGAAGGGGAAAGCAAGAGGGUGGAUGAGAUUGGGGAGGAUUUGAUUGGUGUGCUGGCGCAGUAUCCGGAUACGCUGGGAGGGGUGGCGGAUUUCAGGCACUUGUCGGAGAAGAUCCAUAAGCUGCAGGGCACGUUUUCUGUGGCAACUGACCUUCUAGCACUGACGCUGCUCACGCCGCCGGGAGAGUUUGGCGCGGACGUGGCGUUUGGCAAUGCGCAACGGUUCGGCGUGCCGUUUGGCUUUGGAGGACCGCACGCGGCGUUCUUCUCGGUGAGCGAGAAGCAUCGCAGGAAGAUCCCUGGACGGUUGAUCGGGCUUUCGAAAGAUCGACUGGGUGAUCCCGCCGCGCGUUUGGCGCUGCAGACGCGGGAGCAGCAUAUUCGACGCGAGAAGGCCACGAGUAACAUCUGCACUGCGCAGGCGCUGCUGGCCAACAUGAGCGCGAUGUAUGCGGUCUACCACGGUCCGGACGGGUUGAAGAAGAUUGCGGAGAAGGUGGCGAAGAUGACGCAGGUGCUUGCGAGGGGGUUGGAGCAGGUUGGAUGUGAGGUGAGGCAGCCGGUGGCUUUUGAUACGGUGGUGAUUAAGAAGCACGAUGCGCCUGCGUUUGCGGCCAAGUCGGCGCAGUUGUUCCAUGUCAACUUUCGAGUUGUGGAUGACAGCCAUAUCGGCAUUACGCUGGAUGAGACGGUGGGGAAGAGGCAGAUUGACGAGAUCUUCAAGGCUUUCACUACUGAGUCGGUGGAUGUCAAGGCGAUUGCGAAGGAGGUCAGCGCGACGUCGAGCAUUCCCGAGGCUCUUCGAAGGACGUCAGAGUACAUGACACAUCCGGUCUUCAACUCCCAUCACUCGGAGACGGAGAUUAUGCGAUACAUGAACCACCUCCAGUCGAAGGACCUGUCGCUCGUGCAUUCAAUGAUCCCGCUGGGUUCGUGCACGAUGAAGCUGAACGCCGCUACCGAGAUGGCACCCAUCUCCUGGCCCGAAUUCUCCUCCAUCCACCCCUUCGCACCGAAAGAUCAAACCAAGGGAUACGCGGUGUUGAUAGACGAACUCGAAAAGGACCUCGCAGCCAUCACCGGCUUCCACUCCGUCUCCCUGCAGCCCAACUCGGGUGCCCAAGGCGAGUUCACUGGCCUCCGCACCAUUCGCAAGUUCCUCGAGUCCCAGCCUAGUGAAAAGAAACGCGACAUCUGCCUCAUCCCCGUCUCCGCCCACGGCACCAACCCGGCUAGUGCAGCCAUGGCCGGCAUGCGCGUCGUCACCAUCAAAUGCGAGACCUCGACAGGCAAUCUCGACAUGGCGGAUCUCAAAGCGAAAUGCGAGAAACACUCCGCCGAGCUCGGGGCGAUUAUGGUCACGUACCCAUCCACUUUCGGCGUCUUCGAACCCAAGAUCCGUGAGGUCUGCUCUCUGGUGCAUGAGCAUGGCGGACAAGUCUACAUGGACGGCGCCAACCUGAACGCACAGAUCGGCCUCUGCUCCCCCGGCGAAAUCGGCGCGGACGUCUGCCACCUCAACCUCCACAAAACCUUCUGCAUCCCGCACGGCGGCGGCGGGCCAGGCGUCGGACCGAUCGGCGUCGCGGAGCACUUGUCCCCAUACCUCCCCGGGCACCCUCUCGUCGAGGGCGUGGGCGGGCGUAAAGCCAUCGCCCCCGUCUCCGGAGCACCGUGGGGUUCCGCCUCCAUCCUCCCGAUCUCCUGGUCCUACAUCAAAAUGAUGGGCGCGCGCGGCCUCACGCACGCGACCAAAAUCACCCUGCUCAACGCAAACUACAUCCUCUCCCGCCUCAAACCCCACUACCCCAUCCUCUACACCAACAGCGCGGGCCGGUGCGCGCACGAAUUCAUCCUCGACGUGCGCGGCUUCAAGGACUCCUGCGGCGUCGAAGCUAUCGACAUCGCGAAACGCCUUCAAGACUACGGCUUUCAUGCGCCGACGAUGAGUUGGCCGGUGGCGAAUACGCUAAUGAUCGAGCCGACGGAGAGCGAGAGUAAAGCGGAACUCGACCGGUUCUGCGACGCCCUCAUCUCCAUUCGCGGAGAGAUUCAGGAGGUGGAGCAGGGACGGCAGCCUAAAGAGGGGAAUGUGCUGAAGAUGGCUCCACACACUGUCAAGGAUUUGCUGAGGGGGGAUUGGGAGAGGUCUUACGACCGCGAGACCGCUGCUUACCCGCUUGCUUGGCUUAAGGAGAAGAAGUUUUGGCCGAGUUGUGGGAGGGUGGAUGAUGCUUUUGGGGAUUUGAAUUUGUUUUGCUCUUGCCCGCCGGUGCAGGAUACGCCCGAGGGGAUCACGGGGACGGAGGCGCCGGCGCCUACUUGA
Saxophila tyrrhenica is the source of this 4092-nucleotide messenger RNA. It is a transcript of the gene GCV2, whose product is annotated as glycine decarboxylase subunit P. The record is from RefSeq and is a predicted model, not a curated record. Bases 1 to 4092 code for a protein of 1363 amino acids. Gene Ontology annotation, biological process: N-acetylglucosamine metabolic process; glycine decarboxylation via glycine cleavage system; carbohydrate metabolic process. Gene Ontology annotation, cellular component: glycine cleavage complex; mitochondrion. The transcript is spliced from 7 exons. NCBI's taxonomy places the organism in Eukaryota, Fungi, Ascomycota, Dothideomycetes, Mycosphaerellales, Extremaceae. Gene Ontology annotation, molecular function: pyridoxal phosphate binding; glycine dehydrogenase (decarboxylating) activity; glucosamine-6-phosphate deaminase activity.